CUAUAAACUUUACAAUCCGAAUGAAAUAAGAAAUUAAAAGUUCAAUAGUUGACAUAUAGUGCGUUGAACGAGAUACUGUUGUAUACAAAGAUACUGUUUGUAUUUAAAUAUUUUUUCAUUAAAUUUAGUAGGACUGACAGAAAAAAGUAAAAUUUUCGGUCAUAACUUGUUAACUUUUGCUUGAUUUGUCAGUCACUGUAGCUUGUUGCUAUAGUUCUUUUUCCAUUUAUCAUACGUAUCCGCCCUUUUAUUAAGAGUCACGAGUAAUUGAUCUAACAAGUUACUAGAACUUAAGGAGUGAGUAACGACUACGAAUUAAAGAGCUAAGAGUAUUCUUAUUGGAAUUGUGGAAGUAUAAUCAUGGCAGAAUUGGAAGAAAAAGUUAUAAUGACCCCAAAAAGUAAAACACCCACAUCUACUAUAUUGAUAGUUGAAAGGAAGGUCAUAGAAGCAGAACCUAGUGAUAAAAUACAUGUAGCUGGAGGUGAUCAUACUGGCAUAAUAAUAAAUAAGGAAAAAGUAUAUGAAAAUGGUGUAACAGAACCAUGCCAUGCUCAGCUAGAGUUCUGUGUUUACUUGGUAUCUGGUAUAACUGGUAACCAUACACGAGAAGCAAGAGCACUCAGAUUUUGGUUUAAACCUGAAGUUACUCAAAAUGAAUGCCCCCAUGAAGCGCAAGCAUUCUUCCGUGAACUAGUUAGCCCUCAAGAUUUUCCUAAAGAUUAUGUUGGCUUCAUAAAGAAGAUCAUUAAGCUAAUGCAAAAUAAAUAUCACCAAUUGAAACUUUUAGAAGUUGAACUAAGACAAGAAGGAAGUGGUCCACCGCCUCCAGAAGCAAAUGGUGAUAUUACGAGUAAGGCAAUUAUAUACAAGUAUUAUAAUGGUUCUUUCAUCGAAGAUAGCAUAGUAAACCAAACCUUUAUAUCGGAGCAAAAAGUACUGGAUAUGAUCGAAAAUGCCUAUCCUAAUCCACUUUCUGUUGAAGACUUUGUGACUGCUGGAAAAUGGUCAAAGACUGAAGUAAAAGAUGCUCUAGAGUCAUUGGAAGAAAAAGGAUUAACACGUUUAAUGUCCGACGGUGUGUAUGUACGUCAGCACAGUAUCGAUACACAAGUGGUAAAACAAAUGCCAACAUUGUGUUCGUCGCGACAACCCACUAUAGCCGUUGUGACAGCUCUGUACUGCGAGAAACAAGCCGUCGAUGCGAUGAUGGACAAUCAAGAGACGUAUGUCCGAUACACUACUGUCGGUGAAUCAAAUGUCUAUACUUUGGGUACUAUUGGCAGUCAUCGAGUUGUCACCACUAAGUUGCCAUCAGUUGGAAGAACUAGAGAAGCAAUGACAGCUGCCGGAAACACUACAACAAGGCUUCUCGGAAUUUUCCAGAAGGUGGAUUACGUGUUUUUGGUAGGCGUAGGCGGAGGGGUUCCACACUACACAGACUACUCGAAGCAUGUGAGGCUAGGCGAUGUUGUUGUUUCGACGCCCGCUUCGGAUUUGCAAGAUAAGUACGUGUAUAUUUUCUGCGAAAAAGCGGAACGAAAUGACAAGGGCGGAUUUGACUACGAGGUGAAACCCUACAAGCCAGCGGACUACCUCUUGCAGCACAUCGCUUUACGACUCGCAAGUACAUCUGCUUCAUGGAGCAUAUAUGUUAAAGAAGGAUUGGAUCGUCUAAGGGGCGUUCCAGGAAGAUGGGAGCCCCCGGAAGAAGCCACGGAUCGCUUGUGCGUGGAUGUCGGUGGAGGAGCAUUCAUAGAAGUGUCUCACCCAGCACCUCAAGGGGAAACGAUCCGCAGCGCGCGCGUGCACUGCGCGCCGGUGGCGGGCGGGCGCGCCGUGGCGAGCGCGGGAGAGGCUCGCGCCGCCUUCGCCGCGCAUGCGCGCGCACUCGCAUACGACUGCGAGCUGGACGCCGUGCUCGACAGCGUCGUCGGCAACUGCAAGGACUGUUUUAUAUCGAUUAGAGGUAUCUCUGAUUACCGCGACGGCACUCGUGGCAAGGACUGGCAGCCGCACGCCGCCUUGGCCGCGGCCGCUGUCAUGAAGGCGAUCAUCAGCGCCAUGGCGCCGCCCACAGACUAAACAAGGAGACGGUAACAAUAUCUUUCUUCACAAUAAUUGUGGGCCUUAAACACUUUAUAGGAAUAAACGAAUUAUUUAUUAAUUUAUUGGUCAUUUGGACCGUCUCAAUAUAUGACCUAAUUUUUAAAUGUAACACACUUCAUACGAAGCUUUAUUGUAUUGACGCUACAAUCGUUUUAAAAUUGGAAAUUCUAACAUCAGAAUGAUAAUAAAGUACAAUCAAUAAACGACCCAACCGGUUCAGAAAUAUUUCAAAAAUAGAAAAAAACAUAUUCAUCGAGUACUGCAUUGUGAAGCUGGCAUUUAACCGAACGACGUGUUUAUAAUAACACAUUUUAUAGAGAAGUAGAAGAAACAUAAUUGUAGUUAUUAAUUAGACGAAAUUACAGGUCCACUUGCCUUACUUUACUUGUUAGAAUUCUAGUAUAGAACUUACUUAUUUAUAUUCUAUUAAACACUAGUUAUACAUCAGUUUUUUUUUAAUGUUACAACUUUAUUAACGUUACAUCGUAUUACACAGUAGAAUUCCUCCCAUUAUCUAUUUUAAAUAUCUUCCAAUAAGUGUGUUGAAAAAGGUUUGUUAAGUUUUUAUAGUCCUUCCAUGAAUUUCUGAUUGAGACUUGAAUGUAACUAAUCUACAAAAUAAUAUUUGACAUUGUUGUUCAUGAUUUCAAAUUUUCCAUUUAAUAAAUAUAUAUAUAUAUCACGUGUCUUCUUAUAUUAAAAUAAGGCUUUCGUAUCACGCUCAUAAGGUAAAAAUUUAUUUAAUUUCAAACCAGUAGAAUAUGAGGGUACAAUAAUCAUCUCUCAGCCGAAAGACGUCCACUGCUGGACAAAGGCCUCCCCCGAGGAUUUCCAUUUUGGCCGGUCUUGCACUGCCCGCAUCCAACGGCUUCCCGAGACUCUUUAUGUCGUCGGUCCACAUUGUAGGGGGCCUGCCCACGCUGCCUCUACAAUAAUUAUAGCCAGGCUAUUGUUGAGAAAACCCCCCUUCGUUGUAUAAAAUAUUAAAACGACGUGCUAAUGGAGUUCACAAAGUUACCAAAGUUUUAUAAAGUCACUAUAUUCAUUAUUUAUUUUUUGGUCAAAUACCUUUUUAUGAUUUUAUUGCCAGAACAUAGUAUGUAGACAAAAUUUUAGACUAACUAACUAUUCCUCUGCCAUAAAUGGCCUAUUUAUGUGGGAAAAUAUUUAUAUUCAGAAAUUGAUAUGUUUUACAAUUUGUUGUGAAAACCAAAGGUUUUACUUUCGGCUGUUUUAUACAGGUCUAGUCGCCUGGAAUGUUACAUUUAUUUAUAAUAAUAUUGAACUUAGAUAUACCUUAUACACAUUAUAUUUAUAAAACGAUUUGAUAUAUAUGAACGUUGAAUUUGAAUGUUAUAAUCAUUCGUUAAAAUUUGUUACCCCGUGUGAGCAAUGUUGUGAUUAACGUUCGUUUCAUUAAAACUUGUACAAAAUGUCUUUUUCACGUAUAAAGUGACAUGUAUUUUAUUUAAAGAUGACCUUUGUAAAAACAGUUAUAAAUUUAAUUUGAAAGGUGCUGUUAUUUAAUCCAGUAAGUAGCAGUAAGCAGUGAGCAGCAAAAUAAGCUGAAAAUAAAAAAUAAUAAAAAAUGACGUACCCAUUUUAUUUUGUACAACUUCUAAUGAAAUGAAUAGACCAUAAAUGUAGUUCAUAGCGUUUUCUAUUAGUUUUAUUUAGAAAUAGUAGAUAAGAACAUGAAUCAUUACUCAUUACACACAUUUUAUUACUUACCUUUGACAUUUUAUCAUAGACGAUAUUUAUUUUUUUGUCAACACAUAUUUUGUACGAAUUCAUUUAAUAUUAAGAUGACAUUUGAAAAUUGUUACUUUGCAUUGUAAUUCCAAUGUUAUAGUGAGAUUUUUGUCCUGUAUUCAAUCCAGUAAGUUAUUUAAAAUAUUAAUUUAAUUACAAAUGAUUACUGUUGUAUUAUUUGCUGUAUAUUGAGUGUCUUUUUCGUGUUAAUCUUUUGUAUUUUGUAAUCGCACAAAUAAA
Molecule: messenger RNA, 4101 nt
Organism: Nymphalis io (European peacock)
Lineage: Eukaryota; Metazoa; Arthropoda; Insecta; Lepidoptera; Nymphalidae
Exons: 13
Coding region: 361-2085 (574 amino acids)
Biological process (GO): nucleoside metabolic process
Molecular function (GO): catalytic activity
Source: RefSeq, a predicted model, not a curated record